AUGCCCAUGCACAUGUUCUUCGCAGUCGCCACAACAGCGGGCAUGGUGGAGACGCGCCCCUGGGCCUUGGCAAAGAGAUAUGCGAAGACCUGGCUCGUUUUGGACAUCUUCAUCGCGUUCGUGGAUACCUUUGUCCUCACCUUGCACUUCAUCAUGGAAGCUGAUCCGAAUCCGUUGAUGCGCUCCACUAGGUUCUUCCGGCUCUUGAGAUUCGUUCGCCUCGUCCGGCUCUUGCGUAUCGUGAAGUUGGAAAAGCAAGCGAAGUUCAUCCUCGGCAAGUUGCUGUCCACCAACUCCUUGCUCUGGGUCAAGGUCUCUGGCUACUUCGCCGUGAUGAUGGCGAUAAACCACGUUAUCGCAUGCUGUUGGUAUGGUGUAGGCUACUACACCAGCGAUCAAGGCAAUUGGAUGCAAAGAUCCAACAUUGAUUCUGAGUCUUUCCCAGAAUCUUAUGUAGCAUCGCUGCACUGGUCGAUGACACAGUUCACCUCAGCAACGAACCCUAUCGCGCCAAACAACGGAUGGGAGAGGCUCUUUGCCAUCAUCGUCAUCCUGAUGGCCGUGGCGUCCUUCUCGUCCUUUGUUGGCUCCAUCGGCUCAACGAUCAGCUCCAUGCGAGCAGCACGGCGAGGAAAGAUCCUCGAGCGAUCGAAAUUGGAGCUGUUCUUCACGGAGAGACAGCUCCCGCUAUCCCUCUUCAGCAAGGUCAAGGCUGCUGUCCGUGACGACGACGGCGAGAUGAUGCGCUUGCGUGAGGAAGAGGUGGCACUGAUCCAAGGAAUCCCAGAACGCUUCAGAGAGGAGAUACACAAGGAGAUUUUCAUGAACUCUCUUCUGCUCACGAACAUCUGGCCUCGGUGGACGUAUUCUGAGGCACCCGAUUUUCUCAGCAGCGUGUGCCAUCGCGUGAUGCAGGAGCAUUGGGAUCGAUGUGGACAAGACACUUUCCUACCCCGGACGAAAUGCCAAAUGGUGUAUCUGCUUCAGUCCGGGGAUGCCGAGUACGUGGACGAAGACAGGAAGAUAAAGUUCAUUUCCGUCCGUGGUGGCGACCCCGAUCUGGAAGUUCUCUCUUUGCCGAAUCUGUGGGCAGAGUGGGUGCACACUGGGCGCUUGACUGUCACCUCCGGCAUGUGCCACUAUGCUGGCAUUGACUGCAAGCAGUUCUGCACUUUGGCAACGCACUUCGGGGGCCGUCUCUGCGAGUACCUAAAGGUUCUUGGCAUACUUCUGAUCGGCGAGAUCGAAGCCCUGGAGGCACGGAACAUCCGCGUGACGGACCUGUGUGUGCCCAGGAAGGUGGCUAUUGAGGAGCUUGCUCGGCGGGCCGAGCAGUAUGCGAACCUUAAGGCCAAAGCCAACCACCAUGCGGCAUUGAGGAACUCGACUGCUGUGCGCUUGUCGAAAUUCUGGCAAAAAUGA
Symbiodinium sp. CCMP2592 is the source of this 1422-nucleotide messenger RNA. The record is from the annotation of a GenBank genome assembly. NCBI's taxonomy places the organism in Eukaryota, Dinophyceae, Suessiales, Symbiodiniaceae.